UUCAAACCCAAUUGGGUCCAGAUGUUUUUUGGGCACCGACGGGUUACCGUCUCGGAAACUCUCAAUCAGACGCAAGCGAAAGGAGAAGAGGCAGUUAAUUAAAUAUUGAGCAGAAAGUCGCGUGGGGAGCGUGUCACGUGGUCCUUGAGGCUCGUCGAGCCUUGGAUAAAUACCGCGCGGCACCGAGCCGGCAAAAGAGCGCGCCGCAACUGCUUCCUCCACCGCCGGGGCCACCUCGAGUACCGAGCGCCCCGCGUGCGCUAGAGCUGCCGGAGGAACCCUGUGGGCCUGCCUGCCGCAAAAUCCAGCAUGAAAAUCCUCGUGGCCUUGGCCGUCUUUUUUCUUGUUUCCACUCAACUGUUUGCCGAAGAAAUCGGAACGAGCGAUGAUCUGAAUUAUUGGUCCGACUGGUCGGACAGCGACCAGAUCAAGGCUCUCAGGCUAUUGGCCCAAGGGAGCGCGCCUCGAGGGAACAGUGAGGAGCUGCCGGAGCCCUUUGAGCAUCUUCUGCAGAGAAUCGCCCGGAGACCCAAGCCUCAGCAGUUCUUCGGAUUAAUGGGCAAACGGGAUGCUGAUUCCUCAAUUGAAAAACAAGUGGCCCUGUUAAAGGCUCUUUAUGGACAUGGCCAGAUCUCUCAUAAAAGGCAUAAAACAGAUUCCUUUGUUGGACUAAUGGGCAAAAGAGCUUUAAAUUCUGUGGCUUAUGACAGGAGCGCGAUGCAGAAUUACGAACGAAGACGCAAAUAAACCACCUCAUGUGUAAUUUAUUGAGCCUCAUGUGGGUCAGUGGCCCAUGAAAGGUAACAUGACACCUGCACCAUGAGGAAUAAUUAUUUAUUUAAUAAUCAUUGUUUUGAGUGGAAAACUCAAAAAAACUUUAUUUUUCAUAUUGUGCCAAUACGUGCUGUGAAAGUAUAAUUCUAAUAUGACCCCCCUCAGACGUAGAAAUCAGUGGUCAUUUCUCAACAAAGCACAGUGUUCAGUGAAACAGAAAUAGGCUCUUCAAAGAAAGAAAUCAUCUUCGUUUCCUGGAAGCAGCCGCGUCAGCCACAGCUGAAGGAGAGGAACCUCACAGACAGGGUUGUGCUUCCUCUGUUUUCAUGGUGGAAAUGUGCUAAGAUUUGGUAUCAGAGGGUAUCCCUGCAGCAUGUGUCACGUGUUGUGACUUAUAUACAGGUGUUCUACAAGUUUUCACGUGAUUCUAUGGUCUUCAUUUCAUUGUAUAAUGUGUUGUGAUAGUUAACAUUUUAAAUAAAAGAAAAAAUAU
Molecule: messenger RNA, 1267 nt
Organism: Lutra lutra (Eurasian river otter)
Lineage: Eukaryota; Metazoa; Chordata; Mammalia; Carnivora; Mustelidae
Gene: TAC1
Product: tachykinin precursor 1
Exons: 8
Coding region: 310-747 (145 amino acids)
Biological process (GO): tachykinin receptor signaling pathway
Source: RefSeq, a predicted model, not a curated record